AUGUUGUCACUUCAGCCUAAUAAACGUGUGUCGAGUUUGUUAUAUGAACUCAUAGAUCGUCUCGCCUCUGCGCUGAAAGUGCAUUUCUGUCGCGAGAGCGCAUUUCGCGCGGCGCGGGAUGUAAGGGGGUGGCCGUGGGCGGGCGGCUGGAGAGUUGAGGGGCGCGGGGGGCGGGGAGGGGCGGGCGCCCGUCUGGGCCGGGGGGCGGCCGCGUCAACGACCGCCACUCGGCAGUCGGCGAGCGCGGCAGGAGACCGUUACAGUGAGACCGUGCACUCGCCUCAAUCUCGCCGGUACCAGGCUGCAGCGGUCGCGUGUUCACGUGUUAAGUCGUCACGCGCG
Messenger RNA from Iphiclides podalirius (scarce swallowtail), 342 nucleotides. Lineage: Eukaryota; Metazoa; Arthropoda; Insecta; Lepidoptera; Papilionidae. The record is from the annotation of a GenBank genome assembly.